Messenger RNA from Cyprinodon variegatus (sheepshead minnow), 1764 nucleotides. It is a transcript of the gene eif4e2, whose product is annotated as eukaryotic translation initiation factor 4E family member 2. Gene Ontology annotation, biological process: translational initiation. The coding region runs from base 130 to 837 and encodes 235 amino acids. Lineage: Eukaryota; Metazoa; Chordata; Actinopteri; Cyprinodontiformes; Cyprinodontidae. The record is from RefSeq and is a predicted model, not a curated record. The transcript is spliced from 8 exons. Gene Ontology annotation, molecular function: RNA 7-methylguanosine cap binding; translation initiation factor activity. Gene Ontology annotation, cellular component: cytoplasm; eukaryotic translation initiation factor 4F complex.
UCGGACUCCGAAAGCAAGACUCCUUAGAAAAUAAUGAACAACAAAUUUGAUGCGUGAGUUAAUAUUUUGGUAAUGCAUGCGCAUCUGAGCAAUCUACUGAACGCCUUUAAUCAUUAACCGAUUAAUUAGAUGGUGACCGACGGCUACGCUGAGUUAAAUGAGAGGCUAAAAGACGAUGACAGUGGAGAGGAUCAAGCCUCACCUAAGGACAGUGAAAAAGAAAAACCCGAAGAAGACGAUAAAGACCAGAACAUUGUAAAGAAGAAAAUGGUAGUUCCAGGGCCAGGAGAGCAUCCCCUUCAAUACAACUACACAUUCUGGUACUCGAGGCGUACUCCAGGGAGGCCAGCCAGCACUCAGAGCUACGAGCAGAACAUCAAACAGAUCGGCAGCUUCGCUUCAGUGGAGCAGUUUUGGCGUUUCUACAGCCACAUGAUCCGACCUGGUGACCUCACAGGUCAUAGCGACUUUCACUUGUUUAAGGAAGGCAUUAAACCCAUGUGGGAGGAUGAUGCCAAUAAGAUGGGUGGAAAGUGGAUUAUUCGCUUAAGGAAGGGCCUCGCGUCUCGAUGUUGGGAGAACCUUAUCUUGGCCAUGCUGGGUGAGCAGUUCAUGGUGGGAGAGGAGAUCUGUGGGGCUGUUGUGUCCGUCCGCUUCCAGGAGGACAUCAUUUCUAUCUGGAAUAAAACGGCAAGCGACCAAUCGACGACAGCUCGCAUCAGAGACACAUUGCGCCGAGUCCUUAACCUGCCUCCCAACACCAUCAUGGAGUACAAGACACAUACAGACAGCAUUAAGUAUAGCAUGGGAAGACUUCCAUGGACUGGUGAAUGCUAGCGGCGGACGUUAGCCCCUCACACGGAGAUAACUCUGCGAAGAGUUGGAGUGUAUAUGUGGCGUGUUGAGGGGUGAACGAGUCCAGGGCUGGAUACCUCUGCGUGGAUCGGCACUGUGCAACACGAGGACCGAGGACGUAUCCACAGGAACAGAGGACCUGGAGAUCAUUCCCUAUUUUUGUCCAAUUUGAUGUUUGAAUGGAAAGAGAUGUCAGCGAUCGGUAAAGGAAACCAAAGAGAGAAAAAGUCGGUCAACCAGUGAUGAAACAAGACCUUCAUUAUUGCUUGCAAGUUUUAACAUGUUAAACUUGACAACAGAGGCAGGUUGUGUGACUGCUGUCCUCUUAUCUAGCUGUUUUUACCCGACAAAGUUUACUUGACAAAAUGUGUUUCAUAUAAAAAUGGACACCAUUUAUUGACAGAUUUCAUCCAGGCUGUUUACACAAGUCUGUGCUAAGGAGCUUUAGCGGGACUCAAAACCAGUGGAUGAUGAUUUAUUACAGUGAUUUUUUAACACCAUUCCUCAUUCUUUCUGAACACAAUGACCUUUAUUUUCAUGUUCAUUGUGUAUAUACUGCAUCAUCCAUCAUAUCCUGUGGUGAAGAGAAAGUUGUACGAGGGCUGUCUUGCAAGUUCACAACUAGCUGCCAAAUCACAGUGGAGGAGACCUGUGGACAUCUUUGAUCGGUUCAAGGUUAACGAUGUCUUCAAAUGGUUCUUGGAAUAGACUUUUCCCCAAAGGCCCAUUUUAAAGGCAUGCUGAAACCAACACUUAUCACCUUUUACAGUUUAUCAACAAAAUAUAUGAACUUUGCAGAGGAUCGGGGUUUGUUUUUCCAUUUCAUGCUGGACAGUAUUUCUUUUAAAACUUCUGAAUAUGGUGUUGAAGGUUGUUUCUGCCCAAACUGUUGGUGCAAAUGAUUGAAAA